This is a messenger RNA of Wasmannia auropunctata (little fire ant), 1089 nucleotides long. It is a transcript of the gene Fer2LCH, whose product is annotated as ferritin heavy polypeptide-like 17. NCBI's taxonomy places the organism in Eukaryota, Metazoa, Arthropoda, Insecta, Hymenoptera, Formicidae. Gene Ontology annotation, cellular component: cytoplasm. The transcript has 4 exons. Gene Ontology annotation, molecular function: ferrous iron binding; ferric iron binding. The record is from RefSeq and is a predicted model, not a curated record. Bases 209 to 874 code for a protein of 221 amino acids. Gene Ontology annotation, biological process: intracellular iron ion homeostasis; iron ion transport.
GAGAGAGAGAGAAAGAUUGAUCUUUUAUCUCGCAAACAAUUUUCAAAGUGAAUUCGAAAUUCAAAAUAUACGAAUCGAGCGAGUAUCUCGGUAGCUUCGAUUCUCUUAUUUCAUGUCCGUUAUCGAAUAAUUGUCUCGUGAGUCGUGAUUCGGUCGUGAUAUUGUUGUCUCUUCGAUUUCUUCAAAACAACGCAAGGACACUCCAAAAAUGUUGUUCUUUGGAGUAUUGUCUGUUCUUUUCCUGACCGUUUCCGCAGAGUACUGCUACACCGACGUUGAAAGUGCUUGUGGCACCAAUCCCAAAAAUGGUGGAUUAAUAUCAAACUGUAAUGCUAAAUAUGGAGCUAUUGAUACUCUUCAGGCUGAUCUGCAGGCAUAUGCAAACGCUAAUAUCGAAACAAGUUUUGAAUUUCUUCUAAUGUCUACACAUUUUGGAAACUAUGAAGCUAAUCGAGAAGGAUUUAAGGGACUGUACCGCAAACUUUCAGAUAAAUCAUGGGAGGAAGCGAUAGAUUUGAUCAAAUACAUCGCACAGCGUGGUGGCAAGAUGGAUCUCAAUCAGCUUCCACGUUCCAAGAAACCUAUCAAGGAUAGCAAAGUACUGGAAUUGACCGAAUUGAAUAGUCUGGCUAAAGCACUCGACAGCCAGAAACAACUUGCCGACGAAGCGUUACGCAUUCACGCUCAAGCACAGCAUCAUACCAAACAGGAUGCGGCUAUCGGUCAUUAUAUCGAGGAACAUUUCAUGGAAUCGUUGUCCGAGCGUGUGAGACAGCUAGCAGGUUAUUCAAAUGACCUCAAGAAUAUGCUGGAAGAGCGCGAUGCUUCCGUUUCCGUAUUCCUGUUUGACGAGUAUCUUAAAAACGCUUUAUAAGAAGCUGCCUACAGUUGUAACUUAGAACACAUACAUAUAUUUCUGUUAAACAUAUUAUUAUCAUUAUUCUUGUGUCUAUCUAUCUCCAAUGUUAGAUCUUUUAUAUGUAAAAUAUAUAAAAAAAUGCAUAUGAAAAUUUAUUAUGUUUUGCGACAUAAUAUGUAUAUAUGUAUGCUGAAAUAAAUAUACACAUCCAACAUACAUAUCUACACAUA